Molecule: messenger RNA, 1371 nt
Organism: Lactuca sativa (garden lettuce)
Lineage: Eukaryota; Viridiplantae; Streptophyta; Magnoliopsida; Asterales; Asteraceae
Product: GDSL esterase/lipase At1g28580
Molecular function (GO): hydrolase activity, acting on ester bonds
Source: RefSeq, a predicted model, not a curated record
UCUAACACCGUAAAUCAGAUUGUUUCCUUCAACCCAUUCUAAUGGCAAAUUCAUCAACCUUCUUCCCCAUUUUAAUGCUCUUGUUUUCCUGUAACGUUUAUACUAAUGCAUGUUAUCCGUCAAUUAUAAGCUUCGGGGAUUCCCUUGCUGACACCGGAAACCUAAAAGAAAUGGCCUCUAAAUCCAACGUUCGGCCACCCCAUUUCUUGUUUCCACCUUAUGGCGAAACGUUUUUCAAUAAACCCACUGGACGUUGUUCUAAUGGACGUUUGAUCAUCGACUUUGUUGCUGAGAGUCUUGGGCUGCCGUUGGUACCACCGUCUCUGGGAAGCGAGACGAACGUCCACGUGACGGAGUUGGGAGAAGGAGUGAAUUUUGCGGUGGCGGGGGCGACGGCGUUGGAUUCGUCGUUUCAUGAAGCAAGAGGGGUUAGUAUUCCGACGAAUGCAUCGUUGGGAGUUCAGUUGGGAUGGUUCAAAGAUUCGUUAUCUUCUAUUUGCUCUGCCGUUUCAGACUGCAAACAAUUAAUUGGACAGUCUUUAGUUCUCAUGGGAGAAAUUGGAGGUAACGAUUACAAUCAUGCAUUAGUUGCGGGAAAAUCUAUCGAUGAGGUUGAAACAUAUGUUCCAUUUGUUAUUAACACCAUCAUUUCAGCAGUCAAUGAGCUUAUUGAGCUAGGAGCUCAAACACUUGUUAUUCCAGGAAACCUACCAAUUGGAUGUUCUGCUGCUUAUUUGACGAUCUUUUAUGGCUCUGAUAAUGUCCAAUAUGACAAUUCAACCGGAUGCAUUAUCACGUUAAACAAGUUUGCUGAGUACCAUAAUGAACUUCUACAAAGAAAAUUACAACAAAUACGAGAGCUUCAUCCUGAAGUCAACAUCAUUUAUGCCGACUACUACAAUGCUGCCAUGCAAUUUUUUCGCUCUCCAAACAAAUUUGGAUUCACAAAUGGAGCGCUAAAGGCAUGCUGUGGAGGUGGAGGACCGUUUAAUUACAACCCGUCAAUAGCUUGUGCAGACUCAUCAUCCACUUCAUGUGCACAGCCAGAUACAUACGUUAACUGGGAUGGGUUACACUUAACGGAAGCUGCCUACAAAGUUAUCUUCAAGAGUAUAUACGAAGGGCCAUACACGACUCCUCAGUUCAACACUUUAUGUCCUAUCUCAACGUUACAAUGGCUAGGAGUUGGAAAAUCUUCGGGCAUUGCUCAACGACCUGGCAUGUAGGGAGGAACUUUAUUCGUUUUUUCAAUUACAGAAUAAUCAAGGAGGAAAUGAUGGGAACGAAGAUGAUGAUAUGUAGGAAGGAGCUUUAUUUGUAUGUUAUACUUGUUAUCACACUUUGCUAUUUGUUAGAAUUGUAAAACUUACU